This is a messenger RNA of Colletotrichum abscissum, 1068 nucleotides long. RefSeq lists its product as uncharacterized. Gene Ontology annotation, biological process: biosynthetic process. Gene Ontology annotation, molecular function: acyltransferase activity, transferring groups other than amino-acyl groups. Lineage: Eukaryota; Fungi; Ascomycota; Sordariomycetes; Glomerellales; Glomerellaceae. Bases 1 to 1068 code for a protein of 355 amino acids. The transcript has 2 exons. The record is from RefSeq and is a predicted model, not a curated record.
AUGUCUGAUAUCAAGAAGUACCAGCUUGGAGACUUCGCCCUUCAAAGUGGUGGCUCAUUGCCAGGAGCAUGGAUCGCAUAUAAGACAUUUGGCGACCCAUCCCUUCCAGCGGUUGUCUAUCCUACCUGGUACUCCGGCGCUAUUGCGGACAACGAAUGGCUAGUGGGAGACGACAAGACCUUGAACCCGAAAGACUAUUUCAUCAUCAUUCCGGCCCUGUUCGGCAACGGACAGUCCGUCAGCCCUUCCAACUCAGACAUCAAUCCAUUUCCCGACGUGUCUUUCUUCGAUAACGUGAAGGCGCAAUACGAAUUGGUUACCAAGGAACUCAAGAUCACCCAUCUCAGAGCCGUUCUAGGAUGGUCUAUGGGCGCGGCUCAAUCUUUCCAAUGGGCGACGCAAUAUCCCGACUUCUUGGAUAUCGCAGUCCCAUUUUGUGGCGCCGCGAAGUGCGCCCUACACAAUCAAGUUUUCUUGGAGGGCGUCAAGUCGGCGCUUCUCGCGGCAAAGAAGACCAGCUCAGCCGGCAGUACAUUAGGACGCAUUGCAUCAACCGGGGACAAGUCUGCCAGGGUCUGGUCAGACGAGGAGAAGCAAGUUGGCCUGAAAGCUUUUGGUCGCGGGUACGCCGGAUGGGGCUUUUCCCAAGCAUUUUACCGACAUGAGCUGCACAAAAAGUUUUACGGAGCCAAGGAUCUCGAGGACUUCAUGCAAUCGUUUUGGGAGAAGUGGGCUCUUAGCAAGGACCCGGAGAACUUGCUUGUCAUGAUUCACACGUGGCAAAGUGCCGAUGUGAGCAAUCAAGAGCCAUACAAUGGCGAUUUCAAGAAGGCCAUGGCGAGCAUCAAGGCUAAAACUUUGGUGCUGCCCUCCAAGACUGAUCUCUACUUUCCGCCCGAGGACUCUGAGUAUGAGGUCGAGUGUAUGAGUGAAGGCGUCGGUGAACUGGCUGUUUACCCUUCCAUUUGGGGCCAUUGGGCUGGAGGGCCCCCGGGGAACUUUGAAGAUGUCAAGUGGCUAGACGACAAGCUGAAGAACAUCUUCGCUAUAGCGCCAAAGAGGAGUUAA